Messenger RNA from Arabis nemorensis, 363 nucleotides. Lineage: Eukaryota; Viridiplantae; Streptophyta; Magnoliopsida; Brassicales; Brassicaceae. The record is from the annotation of a GenBank genome assembly.
AUGUUGAUGCAGAAUCUGGAAGAUUUUGAAGAUGCUGACGAACCAGUCGCUGUGCUAACAGAAGGGCUUUACCGACGUGACUCGACUGAGUAUAACGACGAGAACCAAUGGGAUCUCGUCGGAAAUGGAGGAGCAACUACAAGAUCAGGCACUUUGAGGAGGAACGGUGUGAUAAUGUUUAAUUACACACAAGCAUCUCUAGCCAUUGGCCCUAACCGAUUCUACAAGAGAACGAUAAGGAGGAYGGGCGCUUGGCAACUCUAUACGCUAGUUCACUAUACCACAGCAGCAAUAAACGGAGAGAGACCGCAAUUUACCUGUCUGAUGCAAACAGCAACUCUUGAACAAAUCAUGGCUUUGUAA